UAGUGGGUGGAGCCAAAUCUACUGCUCAGAAAUCAAGCCUGAAGAAUCUCACUCAUCUUUGUGAGGGAAAUCCGGGUUUGGUUGAUCAGUACAUCAGCGCCCUGUUGAGUCUGGACCCAAGCCCUACAACGCUAGCUAUGCUGGGUGUGUGUUUGGACUUUUGCACAUCUCAGAAGGACAAAGCUACAAUUGACAAGCAUAAGGGGGCCAUGUUGGACCUGUACAUAAAGAUGGUCUUAAUGAGUAAGACAAAAACGCAUCAACACAUUCUCGACAAAAGCGGCUCCUUGUUGCGCCACGUCUCUCACUCUGAAUUCAAGGAGCUACUUCUCCCCAGCAUUCAGAAGACAAUGCUGCGAAGUCCAGAGAAUGCUAUGCAGGCAAUUUCGUGCCUGCUGUCUGCCCUGACUAUUGAUCUCAGUCAGUAUGCCAUGGAUAUUGGAAAGGCUAUAGCAAGCCAACUGAAAGCCAACAAUGCCCAGCUAAUGGACGAAGCAAUCCAGGCACUGCAGAACUUGGCCCGACAGUGCAGUGACAGCAAUGCUGUACAGGACAUUGUCACACACCUAUUCAAGAUUCUUGGAGGAUCUGAAGGAAAGCUAACAGUUGUCACCCAAAAAAUGAGUGUUUUGUCAGGGAUUGGCAGCUGCAGCCACCAUGCAGUGUCAGGAGGCUCAAGUCAAACUUUGAGCUCUGCAGUCACAGUGAUGUUCAUCCCUUAUUUGCAGCAAGAAGGUAUCCUUGAUUUAUUGAUUUUUUUUUCCCUCCUCCACCCCUCUUUGUCACUCUGGUUAAGUGAGGUCAAAGUCCUUGGAGCUCAUGCUGUAAAUAUUUGCUUAAUCAUCAUCAGGAAAUUGCCAUGCCAGUGUUGUGUACACUUUCACAUCGUGGACAGCGAUGCAAAUGACUUUCAUUCUAAUUUGCCACAAUAUGAUUUAAUUUAAUAAUUCAGUGGUUUCAAAUGCUUACUCAGAUGUUCAG
Hippocampus comes (tiger tail seahorse) is the source of this 981-nucleotide messenger RNA. RefSeq names its product eIF-2-alpha kinase activator GCN1-like. NCBI's taxonomy places the organism in Eukaryota, Metazoa, Chordata, Actinopteri, Syngnathiformes, Syngnathidae. The record is from RefSeq and is a predicted model, not a curated record. Gene Ontology annotation, cellular component: cytosol. Bases 138 to 944 code for a protein of 268 amino acids. Gene Ontology annotation, biological process: cellular response to amino acid starvation; regulation of translation. Gene Ontology annotation, molecular function: protein kinase regulator activity. The transcript is spliced from 7 exons.